ACAGGGUGUGGAGUAACCCGGCUUCCUCCGUCAUAUCGUCACGCUCCCAAAACACUGACCGGAGUUUUUGAUUUUUCUGACAGGACAAAAAGAUUGAAAACGAUGAUUUAGGCAAAAAUAAAACUUUCGUUAAAAAUGACCGUUAUUUUAAGAAGGUGACGACACGCCGGUAUUUCCCGCAUUACAGCAGAUUUAUUCACUCCGCUCUCCCCCCUGAGCCUGGGUCAUCGAUAAGAUCAAUAAUCGAUCGGAACAACUGGGAGCCGGCUGAGCUGGAGCAUGCCGGGACAUGUUCGGGGCAGGCGUGGGGAAACUGUGUGUAUCAUGGGAUCAUGAGUCAGCCUCGCUCUAAAUAGACUCGGUUUCGCUUCUGCUCUCAGACAGCCUGACUGCAGAGGCAGGUAAGAGCCGCUCCGACACCCCACACUCACCUGGCAGUUUCUCUUCUGGUCCCCUUUUGGAUGAAGAUCCAGUUAUAAUGCAGAACCACAACACUGAGCAGACCUCCACAGAGACCACCAGGGCCCAGAAACUGGUUCUUCCCCAGGUCAGAUACCAUCCCUCCAUCCAGACUCCAGUAGGCAGCCCUGGACCCAAAACCACCAAAAAAAACAGAGCUGGUGGUGCAAACAUCCCUCAUCCUGGGACUGACUCCCAGGCAGAGAACAACCAAAGUGCUGCAGCUGUGAAAGCUCCUCCUGGAGGUGGACACAAACAGGGACGGAAACCUGUAAAGGAAACAGCAGCUACUGAUGCAGGUCCCGCCCCAAAGCCUCCCACACUGGAGCAGGUGCCCCUAGAUGUCGGCGUCUGCCUGGACCGGUGUGUGGUGGAAGAGGUAGAGGUCCUGACCCGUGGACAGAGAAACAACCCGGACUGGUUUGCCUGGCGAAAGAACCGGAUCACGGCCUCUGUAGCACACAGCAUUGCUCACUCCCGCUUCGUUAACGGCAAGAGCAAAACCCCACCCUCCUCCUACCUGGCUGCUGUCACAGGUGAGGGGCCCAGAGUUCAGACCAGAGCCAUGAGCUGGGGGGUCCACAAGGAGGCCGAGGUGGUCCGCAGGUACCAGAAGCUGAAGACCUUGGCGUUGGGCCGGCAGGUGUCCGUUCAGGACUGCGGCCUGUUCAUCGACCCCCAGCGGCCCUGGUUGGCUGCCAGUCCCGAUGGCAUCGUGACGGACAGACGGACCGGCCGCUGGCUGCUCUGCCUGGAGGUGAAGUGUCCCUACAAGCACAGACACAGACUGGUGGAGGACGCCUGUAGGGAAGACCCCGCCUUCUGUCUGCAAAUACAUGAGGAGGAUGGACAGGAGCCUGGUGGGGCUCCGGUCUACCGUCUGAAGACGUCUCACAGUUACUACACACAGAUCCAGUGUCAGCUGGCAGUGACAGGCCUGCAGCAGGCCGACCUCGUCGUCUUUACCCUGAAGGAGACGGCCGUGGUCCGAGUGACCUUUGACCCCGAGCUGUGGGAGCAGACGGUGUCCAAAUUGGAGGUGUUUUACAGGGAUGCUGUCCUGCCUCACGUCAGGCAGAAGGUGCAGCAGCAUGCAGCAGCAGCUGGGACGCCUGAGCUGUAGAGAUGAACGCAAACCUCCUAAAGUCUGUCCUGAAGGAACCGGCUCUAAACAAAGGGCCAGAUGUGGGAAACUUCCUGGAAGUUCUGGUGGGAAGAGCUUUGCUCCGCAUUUAGGGUUAGGGUAAAGUGUGUGCACGCUGACAUGCAGCAGAACUCGAUGCUCUGAUGAAAAUUUGUUUUAUUUUAUUAUGCUCAAAAUGAAGCCACACACUACUGUAUCAAGUUCCUGAGGAGACUGUUGAUGUGAUUUGGUGCUGUAUAAAAAAAUGAAUUGAACUGAGACAUCAGAAACAUCUGUCCAUGUGUGAGCCGCACUGAAACCUUUGUUAGAGGAAACAUGUUUAAAAAGGAUCAACGUGAAGACAUCGCUGACCAGGCUCUGAGUCUCCUGCAGUUUGUAUUUAUUAAAGAAUAAAACAGCAGGACAGUGUAACUCUCAUUGUCAGUGACGCAACCUGAUGCAAAACCAACAAACAUCCCAUUAUGCACAUUUCUGGGCCCAAUAAACAUGAUUUCUGUUUGUUCUCGCUUGCAAACAUCUCAAAAUGAUCACUGUGUGCAGGUCCCGCUCAAAUCUGUGAACCUCCAUGCUCCAUGAACAUCAGCUACAAACCUGUGCAGGUCAUUUUAAAAUAUUAAACAUGCACAAAAAUA
Archocentrus centrarchus (flier cichlid) is the source of this 2235-nucleotide messenger RNA. RefSeq lists its product as uncharacterized. The transcript has 5 exons. Bases 479 to 1582 code for a protein of 367 amino acids. The record is from RefSeq and is a predicted model, not a curated record. NCBI's taxonomy places the organism in Eukaryota, Metazoa, Chordata, Actinopteri, Cichliformes, Cichlidae.